Molecule: messenger RNA, 623 nt
Organism: Vigna radiata var. radiata (mung bean)
Lineage: Eukaryota; Viridiplantae; Streptophyta; Magnoliopsida; Fabales; Fabaceae
Product: pre-mRNA polyadenylation factor FIP1-like
Exons: 1
Coding region: 84-413 (109 amino acids)
Source: RefSeq, a predicted model, not a curated record
CCAAACACUACCCUCAAAACUCAUACAAUCUCAAAGCAAAUCCCUCUCAAAACACACUCCCAAACUCUUUCAACUCAUCAACCAUGACCUCAGGCAAAUCCUUCAUCAUACCUCUCUUUCUUCUUGUGAUUGUGACCUUCUCAAGCAUGAGUUUGAGCCUAGCAUCUCGCCAUCUUUUGCAAACCACUCUCCCUAAUCCAACAACACUUCCACCUUUGCCUUCAAACCCUAUGCCUCAGGGAAAUGUUCCUCCUUUGCCCACAAUCCCUACCAUGCCAAAUCUUCCAUCUCUUCCUACCAUUAUGCCAACACUCAAUCUACCUCCUUUUGCAGCUUCACUGCCAAACAUGCCAACAAUGCCAAACCUCCCCUUUCCCUUCUUCUCCUCACCACCUUCCACCUCUAACCCUUAAAGACCUUCACAUGUUGCAUUAUGUGUUCAGGAUACUGCAUGUAAUAGACAUGGCAGCAUUUCUUUAGUCUUUUGUCAGAUAAUUGUAUUAGGUUAUGACUACAUCUUAUUAUUCAGUGUGUUUUUUUUACCCUCUUUUGUACUCAUCAGUUUGGAACCAUUGCUUCUACUGUACCCUUUUUAUAUUAUGAUCUAUGGAUGUUGAACAUCA